AAAAGAAGAAUCCUAAUACUAAUGCAUAUAUUCCCAUGCCAAUAAUCAAUUGGGCCCAUAUAUUCCCUAGUCAAUAAUCAAUUGGUCCCCUCUCCUUUUUCCCUUUGAUAAUUAUUCUCCUAAAUAAUUCUCCCUAUCUUUAGAAAAGCUUAUAUGGAUUUGAGUUGCAAAUUCCCUUUUCAAUCAUCAUCUUCAUCUUCAUCCUGGGCUGUAAUCGUCUACUCACCGUGGCUGAAAUACCGGAUUUUUCCACCGCCGUCCCUUCAUUUGACUCCUCGGAUACCGGAUUUUCGACGUGUUACUGAAAUACCUUAGUAGUAAUUGCGUUUUAAUUUCGCCAAGCCAAGCCAAGCAUAUUUAACAGGACCUCUGAACACAAAGAUGUCACAGAGGAGAGGUAAAACGUCUAGUUGGACUGUAUUUGACCUGACUACUUCUGCAAGUGUACAACCUCUGGACACAAAAAUGUUGCGGAGGAGAGGUAAAACGUCUGGUUGUACUGCAUUUGACCUUGAACAUCGUCGUAAGCAGCGUCUUGAACCUGAAGCAAAGGAUGAAUUUUUUCCAGCAAUAUCAAGCUCAAUGGACCAAAGUCAGAAAGCCUUGACAAACAUAGCAAAUAUAACUGCAUCGGAGAAGCAUUUUGCGUCUCUACUACAGGAUGCUGUCAAAUUUCAGAUCAAGCCAAAACGCAGCGAUAUGCAUGAAAAGAAAUUGCAGGGUGGUUGCUCUAGUGGUGUCAAAGAUGCUUUGAAGGCAAAUGGAAUGCUUAAGGAGCUCCAUCCUUGGGCAGGCCAAUGCCUGAUUGAGGAUGUUUUGGCUGGUGUAGACUAUGAUGUUGAUAAGGCCUCAUCCUUAUUGAAAAUGAUGGUUUCCUCUGAGCAAAAAUACAAUAAUAUUAAAAUUACUGGGACUGAUGAAUUAAAGUUCAAUCAUAAGAAGUCUCUUGUGAAUGAAAAUAAGUCAUUAGCUGAAAAGGACACAGAUCUUUCUCAAGUGAUGCAUCUUCUUGAGGGUCUUCUGCUUAGCAGUAAUCGAGAUUUGACAGAUGAACGUGCUUCUUCGAGGAGAGUGCUUCUGCAUGAUGUCUUUGCUACAAAAAUGAUUCUGAAUUCCAUCAAAUCUUUACCCAUUGAGCGGGAAGAAGAUGAUGUUUACUUGGCUCAAAGAAAAGAGGCACAAAAGAUGACAAGUUCAGCAUCUCGGAACUCUAAGGCUUCCGUGGAUGCCUAUCUGAGAGGGGAUCACUUAUCUGCUCAACUCUAUUCACGGAAAGCUCGUGAAGAAUGGCUGACUGCUAAACAACUAAAUGCCAAGGCAGCAAAAGAAAUUCUGAGAAUCAAGAAUUUGAAGAAUGAUGAGUGGACAUUAGAUUUGCAUGGUCUUCAUGCUGCAGAAGCAGUCCAAGCCUUGCAAGAACAUUUGCAGAGGAUUGAAUCUCAGAUGCCUACAAAACAGCUUGCUUGUGCUAGAAGAUUCAAUGCAAUUCAAUCUCAGAUGCCUUGUGCUAGAAUACUCAACAUAUCUCAGAUGCCUAUUGCUUGUGCUAGAAUAUUCAAUGUAUCUCAGAUGCCUGCUAGAAGAUUCAAUGUAAUGGCAGGAAUUGUAUCUUCCACAGCUCCUAAUGUUGCAAUUUUUAGGGAUUUGGAAGAGUGUGAUAGCCAGAUUCCAUUGUUUAGGCCAAGACCAGCAUCUGUAGAAGUAAUAACAGGAAAAGGCAAGCAUAGUCGGGGUGAAGCCACACUUCCUCCAGCCAUUAGGAGCUUUCUUGAUGAAAAUAGAUAUCACUAUAGUGAAGCACGACCUGGGGUGAUUGAAGUACAAGUCAAAUUCCAGUGAUGAUGAGCUCUGUGCAUUGCACUAUCUUGCAAUGAGGGAGUUCUCCUUAUUUGAUAUGUAUCAUAGAUUGGUCUUAGGUAUUUUGCGGUAAUUAGCCUUGUCUUGUAUAUACUGCUGUACACACUGUUCUGUUCUUUAACUUAAAUAGUUUGCUAAUUGUACAGUUCAGAUUGAUGUCAAUGAAGUUUUACAAGGAGAAGUAGACAGCCUUUUUCUUCUUCAUAUUGCAUUUCUGUUGUUUGCAUGCCAGUGUGGCUAUGUAGCUACUCAAGUACCUCGCCAGAAUGGUGGCCACAUGUAGUAGUAUAUGCUUGUGGAACUAUAACAAAAUUGUUACUGAGUGCAGAAAUGAGGAUAGUGGUUGCAUGAA
Molecule: messenger RNA, 2209 nt
Organism: Coffea arabica (coffee)
Lineage: Eukaryota; Viridiplantae; Streptophyta; Magnoliopsida; Gentianales; Rubiaceae
Source: RefSeq, a predicted model, not a curated record